CUUGGUGACAGACCUAAAAGCCUUUUGUUGCAAUCUUAGCCAAUGGAGACGGAUUACGACACCGGGCAGCAGAGAUAUAUAAAGAGCCCCCUUUUUGACCGCACUUGCACAUUUUUCAGUGACACAUCUGAACAUAUACACACCUCCAUGGACUAAAUUGUACAGAAGACGCCAAAAGAGCCAUUGCACUACACGUGAGCGGGCUAUGCAUUCACCAGACACGUAAUUUGUUCACUUUCAAUCCAAACAGCCUGUACCGAGACGCACUGGAACGUACUUUUUUGGGGAAAAAUUGAGUGCAAGAUCUCCCCCUGCCAAAAAACAGCAACUUCGGGGUGAUCGUAUUGGAUUAGAUGCAUGUCACUGAUUGCCUGCCUCUUGUAGGGUAAGGAAAGGAGAAGCGCACAUCGGACAGAGGGGAUAUAACGGGAUAUAGCUGACUGAGUGAACAGACAAGAAACAAAAAGAGAAAAAGUUGCAUUGCCUGGUGUCCGCGCAUCGUCAUGCAGAGGUACAACUUCUUACUGUGCUUAAUGGUGCUCAUCUCCCUAGGACAGUCGGGAAGCGAUGAGCCCAAUCUGCUGCUGCCUUCUGGCAGCGAGACGCCCACGGAUGCCGGGCUGUCCCUGCUGGACGAGGACGCUGGUUCCCACGAGUGCUCCGCCUGUGUUUGGAGGGAGCAGAGCAAAGUGCUGAGACUUGAGACCAUCAAGUCCCAGAUCCUGAGCAAGCUGCGCCUGAAGCAGGCGCCCAACAUCAGCCGGGAGGUGGUCAAUCAGCUGCUGCCCAAGGCGCCUCCGCUCCAGCAGCUGCUGGACCAUCACGACUUCCAGGGAGACGCGUCGUCCCAGGAUGAGUUCAUGGAGGAGGAUGAGUAUCACGCCACCACGGAGUCCGUGAUCACCAUGGCCUCUGAGCCGGAGCCCCUGGUGCAGGUGAACGGGAAGCCGAGCUGCUGCUUCUUCAAGUUCAGUCCCAAACUGAUGUUCACCAAGGUGCUGAAGGCCCAGCUGUGGGUGUACCUGCGGCCGCUGCAGCAGACCUCCACCGUCUACCUGCAGAUCCUCCGGCUGAAGCCCAUCACGGAGCAGGGCAGCCGCCACAUCCGCAUCCGCUCCCUGAAGAUCGAGCUCAACUCCAGGGUCGGCCACUGGCAAAGUAUUGACUUUAAGCAUGUGCUGCAGAACUGGUUCAAACAGCCCCACACCAACUGGGGAAUCGACAUCAACGCCUUUGACGAGAGCGGCAAUGAUCUGGCGGUGACUUCGCUGCGACCCGGGGAGGAGGGGCUGCAGCCGUUCCUGGAAGUGAAAGUUCUUGAGACAACCAAACGCUCCCGGAGAAACCUCGGCCUGGACUGCGAUGAGCAUUCCACUGAGUCUCGCUGCUGUCGCUACCCUCUGACUGUGGAUUUUGAAGCGUUCGGCUGGGACUGGAUCAUUGCCCCCAAACGUUACAAAGCCAACUAUUGCUCUGGCCAGUGCGAGUACAUGUUUAUGCAGAAAUAUCCGCACACCCACCUAGUGCAGCACGCCAACCCCAGAGGCUCUGCAGGGCCCUGCUGUACCCCAACCAAGAUGUCUCCCAUUAACAUGCUCUACUUCAAUGACAAGCAGCAGAUCAUUCACGGCAAAAUCCCAGGGAUGGUGGUGGAUAGAUGCGGCUGCUCUUAGGCUGCAGGGGGGGGGGACGCACACCUGCGUACAGUCACCAUUGCAUCAAACCACCCAAAACCCUUACUGAGCUCUCACUUGGCACCAGAACCCACUCCUCAGCGUCCAAUUUCACUUAUGCCACAAAAUCAUACCAUUCGGUUUCCAUGCUUCCAGAAAUUAAAUUGAUUCUAACUGUAAAAAAAAGCUAUUAAUGAAACAUGAAUCAAAAAAAAGGACUGAGUGAUGGAAACACAGCUUAUUAUGAAUAAUUAAAGAGGUUGUCCUUGUGGAGCAGCUUCAGAAAACGGUAAAUGAGACAAAACUAUGUUAAAACUAUGUUAAAACAUGCUAGUUUUGUGGGUUUUUAAAGUUUUUUUUUGAUAAAUGGCAUCUCUGUUCAAUGUCCAGGUUAGCAGAUUGAGAAGACGGGAGACGUAAGCAUUUACAAUAAUUUUAGAGCAAUUUCAGUUAUAAGAUUGAGUUUGGAAAUAUACAAAUACGCUUAACUUACGGGUGAGAUUUGAUCCACAAAAGUGUAUGCACGGGGGCAUUAUCAGAAUCACUUUGUAAUCCAUCACUUUAACACAAAUAACUAAACACACGCUAAUGUGAGGAGGAUUUACCAUUAGAAAUGCUCUUUGUAUACAUCCAAAAUCCUGUUUACAGAUGCUUAGAGAUGUGUUCUAUAGAUGUAAAGUGUUGAGGAGAUCCAAAACCAAACCUAUACCCUCUAUUAAUGUAUAACACCCCAGUGUGACAUUCUUGAGUAUCUAUGAAACCUUUCAAAGGUACUUUGAUCUUUUUUAUGUGUAGUCUUGUAAAAUUCAGAAAGGAACAGGGAGAGUAGAGGUUAUACUAUUUUCACUCUGUCUUUCAAAGCGGAUAAAUGAAGCCACUAUAGCUAUUUCUGCCACAAACACAGAUAAGACAUAUUUAGGUCUCACCAUGACACUAAAGUCUAAAACCAAGUACUGUAAUGUAGAUGCACUCUGAAGGUAUUUUGCACCACCCAGGAGAGGAGGAGGAGGAGGAGGAGGAGGAGCAGAAUACUGCAGGAUGACAAGAAUACCAGGACAGGACAUUGCAUUCAAUGUUUAAAACAGAGAAGUAAAUGCACUGUUUCAUAACUUGAAGACGCCUGGAAUUGAGCAUAUAAUAAUGGAUAGGAAGCAACGUCCCUACCCUGAAAUAAAACACUCAAGGGUGUCGCAAUGCUCAAAUCUUCACCCCUUUUUAGAUGAAAAUAGCACCAAACAGGCCCACCGUAAUAUCCAUUCUUACAGCAGUGUUAGAAAUACUCUGCAAUUUAGAAAGAGCUUCAUUACUCACAAAGUUCAUUCACUUUUUCUCAAUGCUAGUUUUAAAACAAAAGAACAUAAAAAAUACUUCAAUUGCUGUGCUGUACUCAGAAGUGAUAGUUUUUAUCAACCACAACAAACCACACAACCCCCCCCCCCCCCCC
Molecule: messenger RNA, 3117 nt
Organism: Pungitius pungitius (ninespine stickleback)
Lineage: Eukaryota; Metazoa; Chordata; Actinopteri; Perciformes; Gasterosteidae
Product: growth/differentiation factor 11
Exons: 3
Coding region: 504-1673 (389 amino acids)
Cellular component (GO): extracellular region
Molecular function (GO): growth factor activity; cytokine activity
Source: RefSeq, a predicted model, not a curated record